CUUCACUGGGACAUUCAAAGUGCUCUGUAGCUGAACUUGAAGUUCUGGACACAGCCUGUGGAUUGUUUUUUCUCCUGUUUCCCUUCUGUGGCUUUCUACAGAGGUUUUUGCAGCCAUCUGUUUUUAAGCAGUAUCAAAUUAAGUAUGGAAUUCCAAAGCCGGGGGCGCUCCUAUGUCAUUCCAGAGAAUGAAGAAAUCUCGCAUCCUUCUCAGACUGUGCACAAUGACCAUGGAAAUGAAGGCGAGAGAGCAGUGUCAAAACUGCAACGUAGGCACAGUGACAUAAAAGUAUACAAAGAGAUAUGUGACUUUUAUGCACGAUUCAACAUGGCAAAUGCUCUUGCAAAUGCCAUGUGUGAGCGCUGUCGAGGAGGCUUUGCACCUGCGGAGAAGAUUGUGAACAGCAAUGGGGAGCUGUAUCACGAACAGUGUUUUGUGUGUGCCCAGUGCUUCCAGCAAUUCCCUGAAGGGCUCUUUUAUGAGUUUGAAGGAAGAAAAUACUGUGAACAUGAUUUUCAGAUGCUGUUUGCUCCUUGCUGCCAUCAGUGUGGAGAGUUCAUUAUUGGUCGUGUCAUUAAAGCUAUGAACAAUAGCUGGCAUCCGGAAUGUUUCUGCUGUGAUAUCUGCCAACAGGUACUGGCAGACAUUGGAUUUGUGAAGAAUGCUGGCAGGCACCUUUGCCGUCCCUGCCACAACCGAGAGAAAGCCAGAGGCCUGGGCAAGUACAUUUGCCAGAAAUGCCAUGCUAUCAUUGAUGAACAGCCUCUCAUCUUCAAGAAUGACCCUUACCAUCCAGAUCACUUUAACUGUGCCAACUGCGGAAAGGAACUUACUGCUGAUGCCCGAGAACUGAAGGGCGAGCUGUAUUGCUUGCCUUGCCAUGACAAAAUGGGGGUCCCCAUCUGUGGAGCCUGCAGAAGACCAAUCGAAGGGCGAGUGGUGAAUGCAAUGGGCAAACAAUGGCACGUUGAGCAUUUUGUUUGUGCCAAGUGUGAGAAACCAUUCCUAGGCCACCGCCAUUACGAGAGAAAGGGAUUGGCCUAUUGUGAAACCCAUUACAAUCAGUUGUUUGGUGAUGUUUGCUUCCAUUGUAAUCGUGUGAUUGAAGGAGAUGUUGUCUCAGCCUUGAAUAAGGCAUGGUGUGUCAACUGUUUUGCAUGCUCCACUUGCAACACCAAGUUAACACUCAAAAACAAGUUUGUGGAAUUUGACAUGAAGCCUGUCUGUAAGAAGUGCUAUGAGAAGUUUCCUUUGGAGCUGAAGAAAAGACUGAAGAAAUUAGCAGAAACUUUGGGAAGGAAGUGAAGCUCAGCUUCAGAUUUCAUCUUGCUGUGCAAAAAUUAGGAAAUGUUACUGUUGUUACGAAAGACUUACUUUUGUUGAGUCGUUGGACCCCAAGCACCCUCCUCCCAUGUAUACCCUCUGCAUGACUAGCUUCAUAUUGAAAUUAUUGCCUUGCAUCCUUGAAAAAAUAUACCUCUAAAAAAACUUUUACAUCUUGCAUAGUCUCAUAUCCAACCAUUAAAAUUCUGUAUUGUACACAUAUAUAUUUGUAGAUGCAUACAUCAUAUAUGCAUAAUAAAUGACAGAUUAAGAAAUUGAACUUUUAUAUCCAUUUCAAUGGACAUGGGGCACCAUCUAGCAGACUUGUUUGUAAGCAGCCAGCUGUACUAUCCUAAACAGACUUCAAUGGGCAUAGAAAUUAAGAAGGCACAGCAAAUUACUUCUGAGUCUGGAGUAACUUUCACCAAUCGGGCCAGCCUUAUUUUUCUACCAGGGCUGAGGGGUGGGGCACACAGGGGCAGGAACAGACAAAAGGUAAACUCUUGGCAGGAACAUAGUUUGAACACACACACGAGAGCAUGCAAAUACAUAACAUACAAUUAUAAAAAUCAUCUUUGGAUUCAGUAUCAAAAAGGUAGUUCCCUUCCACUAAAGCACUCUUGAUACAAAUGAGGACUGGCUGGAAGGUCCAAACUUGGUGCUGAUUGUCAUUCCCACCUGGUAUAGCCCACCUGAAAUAUUCAGAAUACUGAGAUGAAUGCCUGCAAAAUGUUAGUCUAUCACAGCAAAAUCGAACACAGUCCAGUGGCACAAAAGCUUCUUGGGCAUGGAAGGAUAUUUUUUUUCUUUACCAAUCUUUGAAUACAUGUUUUAAAGAAGCUUUAUUGCAUAAUAUGCAGAAAUGCUGUACUGUUCAAAAAUUACUAGUUUGGCAUUUACAUUGCAAUCUUAUGUAUGUUUACUUAGAAUAAAGACAUGUUUUAUUCAGUAGGUUUAUUUCAAGUAAAGACAUGCUCCAUUCAGUAGGUUUACUCCAAGUAAGUGUGCAUUGGAUUGCAACCUCAAGCAGUAUUUAACAGAACAAAGUCUGUAGUUCUUAAACAAGCUCAGCAGGAGUACUCUGGAUUUCAUAAUUUUUAGAAUUACAUCCCAAAGUGGAAAAUAGCAAUGUCCUGCUAUCACUAGAAAUGCUACUUGAAUUUUGCAGGAAUCAUUCUGUGUAAUGGACAUGUUCCCAUGUGCGUUUUGUAUUUCAUUCUCUUGUUGUGCCUUAUUCUGCCAUUCUUACGCAAUAUUAGUCAAAGUAUUUACCCUUUAUAUACUGUUAAUUUUGUAUUUUUAUGCAGAAAAUGUAUGUAGUAUUUCAAAAGGUAACAUACAUACUUUUAGGAUUUAUAAAAUUUGUUUUUAAUCAAUGGAAGAUGCUUGAGUUUUUCAAGGCAUGUUUCUGUGCAGAUAUUUUAACAUAGUACAUGAAAUAAAAUAGUCCCAGCUCCAACUAACUGUAUAGUGUGUCAACUGGUAAAUAAAAUACAAUGUUCUCUA
Molecule: messenger RNA, 2829 nt
Organism: Eublepharis macularius
Lineage: Eukaryota; Metazoa; Chordata; Lepidosauria; Squamata; Eublepharidae
Gene: LIMS1
Product: LIM zinc finger domain containing 1
Exons: 10
Coding region: 145-1305 (386 amino acids)
Biological process (GO): positive regulation of integrin-mediated signaling pathway; cell-cell adhesion; positive regulation of substrate adhesion-dependent cell spreading
Cellular component (GO): cell-cell junction; focal adhesion; cytoplasm
Source: RefSeq, a predicted model, not a curated record